CUUGUUUAUGACGGUACUAUCUUUUUGUAGCAUUUAAGGCUUUAUUUUUAUUUACUUUAAACGUGUUUAUAGUUUCUACUGAUAGAGAAACCCGAGGGAGUUUGUAGAGCGCAAUGCGACAAAAGAUAGUCAAGGGUAGCCAGUGAGCUGUGAGCUGCUGUACUGCUAGUUAGGUGCGGGCAGUGGUGAGCUGUGUUACAUAAAGUUCACCUCUACCCCGGCCCACAUCACUCUGUACUACUUCUAUUAAGGAUGGAGGGAGGACCAGAGAAGGUCAUGGAAGCAGCAGCUGAAGCUGCAGAGGAAGUUGGGGCAGAGCCGCUGGUGGGUAUGUUGGAUGUGUUACUUCUUACUGUGCUUGCUGGGGUGUCCGUCUACUACUUCUUCUUGCGAGACAACAACAAAAAGGAAGAAGUUUCGGCCCUCAAGAGCUUCACCAUAUCACCCACACAACUACAGUCACGUGUGAACGACAACAACUUUGUAUCAAAAAUGAAGUCAUCCGGAAGGAAUGUCAUAGUCUUUUAUGGCUCUCAGACUGGAACAGCUGAAGAAUUUGCCGGACGACUGGCUAAGGAAGCUACCCGCUAUGGCUUGAAGGGCAUGGUGGCUGACCCAGAAGAAUGUGACAUGAGUGAACUGGCACAACUUAGUGAGGUUGAGAACCAUCUGGCCAUUUUCUGUGUUGCCACUUACGGUGAAGGAGACCCCACUGACAACGCCCAAGAAUUUUACGAGUUUUUGCAAAAUGGUGAAGAGCAACUUGAUGGGGUACAAUUUACAGUAUUUGGCUUGGGCAACAAGACCUAUGAACACUACAAUGCCAUGGGGAAGUAUAUAGACAAGCGCUUGGUUGAACUCGGAGCAUCCCGAAUAUACGAGCUGGGAAUGGGUGACGACGAUGCUAACAUGGAAGAUGAUUUCAUCACCUGGAAGGAUGCCAUGUGGCCAAAGGUUUGUGAAAUCUUUGGCAUAGAAGCUCAGAACCUGGACAUUAACAUGAGGCAGUACAGGUUGACUGUUCACGAGGAGUAUGACCCGGCUCGUCUUUUCACUGGAGAGAUUGCUCGUCUGAAUUCACUGAAGGUUGGCAGCCAGAGACCUCCAUUUGACAGUAAGAAUCCAAUGAUGGCAGAAAUAUCUGUCAAUAGAGAAUUGUUCCAGGGUGGAGAUCGCAACUGUAUGCACAUCGAGCUGAACAUUGAGGGCUCAAGAAUAAGGUAUGAUUCCGGUGAUCAUGUGGCAAUUUAUCCCAUCAACGACCCUGCCCUCGUGAAUCGACUCACAGAACUUGUUGGAGAAGACCCUGAUAAAGUGAUCACCUUGACUAAUGUUGAUGAGGACAGUAGCAAGAAACACCCCUUCCCUUGCCCCUGCACCUAUCGCACAGCCCUCUCACACUAUGUUGAUAUUGCCUUCCUGCCCAGAACUCAUGUCCUUAAGGAACUUGCAGAAUACACAACUGAUACUGCGGAGAAGGAAAAACUGCUGCUCAUGAGUGGAACAAGUGAGGCAGGUAAAGCAGAAUACCAGCGAUGGAUUGUCCACGAUACACGCAGCAUUGUUCACAUUCUGGAAGACAUGCCAUCUUGUAAACCACCUCUUGACUACCUUUGUGAAUUACUUCCCAGACUUCAAGCAAGAUACUACUCCAUAUCUUCAUCUGGAAAGCUCCAUCCUAGCAGAAUCCAUGUGACUGCGAAUGUAUUGAAGUACAUUACACCUACAGGGAGAACAAAUAAAGGAGUGUGUACCACACAUCUUUACAAGUUAAAGCCUGACAAUGGCAUUAAGUAUUAUGUACCAAUCUUUGUCAGAAAAUCACAGUUCAGGUUACCCAGUAAGCCACAGACUCCAGUGCUGAUGAUUGGACCAGGUACUGGUAUUGCUCCUUUCAGAGGGUUUAUCCAAGACAGAAGCCAUCAGAAAGAAGAAGGAAAGCCUGUUGGGGAUACCAUCCUUUACUUUGGCUGUCGUAAUAAGGCCAAUGACUUUUUGUAUGAAGAGGAGCUAAUGGCAUAUAAAGAAUCUGGUCUUUUGAAGCUGUAUGUUGCAUUUAGCCGGGACCAACCAGAGAAGCGGUAUGUAACUCAUCUACUGGAAGAAAACAAGGCUGAAGUGUGGCGGGUAAUUGGAGAGGAAAAUGGUCAUCUGUAUGUGUGUGGAGAUGCCAAGAGCAUGGCUCGGGAUGUGAACACACUCAUAAACAAGAUUUGUCAGACAGUGGGGGGAAUGACUCAGAGUGAAGCAGAACUAUAUGUGAAGAAGAUGAUAAACACAAAACGCUAUUCUUCUGAUGUGUGGAGUUAAAAAAUCCUUUUUGUAAGAAAUGUUUUUUAUAUAGAUGUUCACAAUAUUAAAGUAACCAUACAUCAGUUCUUUAGUAAGAUUGGGAAUGUGGAUUUUUUUUUUCAUUAUGAAAUUUUACUAAAAGUGUGUUAAGAAUAUCUGUUGAAACAUUCUGUGUUGAAUUUUAGCUUGUAUCAAUACUUUUUAAAAUACCUGUAGUAUAGGAACAAAAAUUUGCAUAUACAGUAUUUUUUUGUAUAUAAAAUUAAUUUAGGCUGUUUUUAUUUUAAUAUAUUGAUUUUAGACUUUUAUAUUAAACAUAUUACAUUAUGAUAUUUAACUUUUAGAAGUACAGUAUUAAAGACUUGCAGAAAGUAAGUCUCAAAAUUAAUAGAUUUUAUAUUUUAUCUGCAUGAGACUAAAGGCUAAUGAGUAUGCCUAGCCUUAGAGUUUAUACAGAUUUUUAUUUACACAACUGAUAUUGCAUGUGUAUCCUCCUUUAGUCCUCUGCAGUAUCAGUCCUGUGCAGAAGACAUGUUUGUGUCUUUGUCCUGGUUCAGGUAAUAUCUAAUGAGUGUGAGAAAAUAGUAGUUGCACUGCCUUAUAUAGUAUUUACCAUAAGGGCAUUAAGAAACCUGCACUUAAGACUUAAUACAGUUCUAACUGCCAUUGUCAGUAGUAACAUUGUAUAUGGACUCGGUAGAUACUGUACCAAUUGAAACACGAAUAGUUUGAUACGAGGACAAUUGCUGGUUACAUUUGUGUGAAACUUUUAUGAUGUUGCAUUAGAUAUUGUGGUGAAUUCACAACUAGAAGAUGUCUGUUCAACAUUAACCCUUAAAAGGCGGCCAUCAUCAUGGGAAUUUAGCUGUACUGACAGCGGCCAUUAUCAGUUGACGUUUUAUGUUCCUUGCUUUCCAUUUUUGCAUGUAUGGGGGCAGAGUAGGAAAUCCUCAACUGCUGAUUAAGGGUUAAGUGUGUGUCAUGGUGGUUGUUCUGUUGCCCUGAAAGAGUUAAGUACUCACUCACCCAAAAGUUGCAACCUCCAUUAAAUCAAAUAGUUUAAUAUCCUGUGGUUCAUUUCUUCUUCUUUCACCCUAUGUUCUUCUGAUAAGGAUUUUUUUUACUCAGGCAGUGAAAAUAGAAAUUAGGUUCACUUCCUUAGACUUUGAACUAUGACUACAUCCAGGUUGACUGAAGUGGAUAGAGGGAUUUUUAUCUGGCGAUCUGCGAGUAUAUGCAGCAACAGUAAUAUCAUCUGAUUCCUGAGGUAUUUGUUGCUCCCCGGGGUCUGUGAAGUAAAAUACUUUGUGUA
Homarus americanus (American lobster) is the source of this 3604-nucleotide messenger RNA. RefSeq names its product NADPH--cytochrome P450 reductase-like (gene Cpr). Gene Ontology annotation, biological process: response to hormone. Gene Ontology annotation, molecular function: flavin adenine dinucleotide binding; NADPH-hemoprotein reductase activity; FMN binding. Gene Ontology annotation, cellular component: cytosol. The record is from RefSeq and is a predicted model, not a curated record. NCBI's taxonomy places the organism in Eukaryota, Metazoa, Arthropoda, Malacostraca, Decapoda, Nephropidae. The transcript has 14 exons. Bases 253 to 2310 code for a protein of 685 amino acids.